Molecule: messenger RNA, 4632 nt
Organism: Petromyzon marinus (sea lamprey)
Lineage: Eukaryota; Metazoa; Chordata; Hyperoartia; Petromyzontiformes; Petromyzontidae
Gene: FBXL4
Product: F-box and leucine rich repeat protein 4
Biological process (GO): SCF-dependent proteasomal ubiquitin-dependent protein catabolic process
Cellular component (GO): cytoplasm; SCF ubiquitin ligase complex
Molecular function (GO): protein binding
Source: RefSeq, a predicted model, not a curated record
UGUGUUUCCCACGCUCGCGGCUGACGUCAUGACGUCUGUUUACACGCUCGCGGUGACGUCACCCGGCAAUCAACGCAGGGUGAAGGCCGCAAGUCGACUGUGGCUGGCCUGUUUCCUCCUCCCCUGCACCUCAUGCUGACGGCCCUGACCGCCGUGUACUACACCUGCCUACGGCACCUGCCCUUCGCCCACUCUCAACCACCUGCCUUCGAUGCCGGCGCCGGCCAUCGUGGUGCUGCUGACGAUGGUGGAGGUGGUGGAGGAGGAGGGCGAGGAGGGCGAGGAGGAGGAGAAGACGAUGAUCCCGCCGUCGAUGUCUCAUUGUCGGAAGAGGAGACGGACGCUCUCCCCGGGGCGGAGUCGAACCUGGUCUUCAGUCAGUACGCGUCGCAGGUGGUCGACUUCAGCUCGCAGUACGGCUCGGAGGGCAGCCUCUCCUACACCAUGGGGAACCUGGCGGGGCCACCCAGCGUCUUCCCGGCGCACGGCGACGUGACUCAGGCCGCCGUGCCGCGCACCUACGGCCGCUGGUGGCAGCGGGGGGGCGGCGGCGGCGGCACCGCGGCCGCCCCGCCGGUGCGCGCCCCGCCGACGUUCCGCGCCCGCGACUUCGUGGAGGUGGCGUUCCCUCGCGCCGUGCGCCCGUGCUCCGUCGGCGUGCUUGAGGUCUACAACCCCGGCGCCGUUGUCCGGAUCCUCGCCAGGGAGAGCGGCGCUGGGGCCGACGGGAAGGGGCCGCGCUGGGCGACGCUGUGGUCAGGUCCCCCCAAGCUGCUGGGGGCGAACCGGUCGCGGGAGUUCUGCCCGCGGAUCCGCCGGCCGGGUUUCGCGACGGAGCUGCUGCGCCUGGAGCUGGACUGCUCGCUCUGCGAGUACUACACGGAGCUGGACGCCGUGGUGCUGCGCGGCGCUGCCGCAGCGGCGGCGGCGGCGCCCUCCGCCGCCGCCGGCCCCCCGCACCGACCCGUGGGGCGCGCCGAGGACCGCGACGGCCACGGUCGAGAAGGGAGCGACGACGACGACGCCGAUGACGACGCCGAUGACGACGACGACGAUGACGUUGACGACGACGACGGUGACGACGACGACGACGACGACGGCGAUGACGUCAACGGCGAUGGUGGGGAUGACGGCGAUGGCGGUGGCGGCGGCGAUGGCGGCGGCGAUGGUGGAUGUGGAGGAGGUGGUUGGAAGGUCAAUGAGAAGAUGCCCCAGGCCACGAGCAGCUCGGAGCCCGGCAGCGGGAAUGGCUACUUUGACUUGCUGCCAUACGAGCUGAUCCAGCUGAUCCUGUCUCACGUGCCACUGCGGGACCUGUGCCGCCUGUGCCGCACGUGCCGCCUGCUGCGGGCGCACGCCGAGGACCCGGCGCAGUACUCGCACCUCGACCUGCGCCCGUACUGGCCCAGCGUGGGCGACGCCCAGCUGCAGGCGCUGGCGCCGCGCUGCACUCACACGCAGGCCCUGGGCCUCUCCUGGACCGGGGGCCGGGGCCUCGUCACUGUCGGGGGAUUCGUGCGCUUCCUGGAGGGCUGCGGGCGGGGGCUGUUGCGGCUGGAGCUGUCGUGCUGCGAGUUUGUGACGGAGGAGAGCGUGGGCGCCAUUGCGCGCUGCUGCCCGGCGCUGCGGGCGCUCGACCUCUCCUGCUGCCGCGCCACCGCCGCCGCCACCACCGCCGCCUCCGCCACCGCCGCCGGUGCCGGCACGCCGCAGCCGGCGUCGACCUUCCGUUCCCUCGCCUCGCUGCACGACCUGCGCCACCUCAACCUCUACCGCACCGGCGUGGACGAGGAGGUGCUGUCGGAGAUCAUCGGCGCCUGCCCACAGCUCCAGACCCUGAACAUCGGCAGCUGCGUCCAGGUGGAGAACGGUGAUGACGUGCUGGUCGCCCUCGCACGCUCCUGCCCGCGCCUGGAGGGCGUGGACGCGUGGAGGCUGCACGGAGUGACACACGUUGGUCUCAUGGAACUCGUCAUGUCCUGCCCUCACCUACAGGAGCUAGACCUGGGCUGGUGCUCGGGCCUGCAGAGCGGCACCGGCGUGUUCCAGCUGCUGGCGCGCAGCCUCCCGGCGCUGCGCCGCCUCUACCUCACUGCCAACCGCACGGUGGGCGACCACGACCUGGCAGCGCUGGCGCGGCACUGCCCUCGCCUCCAGCAGCUCGACAUCCUGGGCACGCGCAUGGUGAGCACCAGCGCGCUGUGGGAGCUGCUGUGGAGCUGCCGCGAGCUGCGCCUGCUGGACGUGUCGUUCUGCUCGCGCGUCGACGCUCGCCUCGUGGGGGAGCUCCGCGCCCGCUACCCGGCCGUGGCCAUCAAGCGCAGCGACUGCCAGCGCCAUCUGCCCGCCCGCCGGCGCCGUCUGUCCAUUCGCCGGCGCCGUCUGCCCGCUCACUAGUGCCGUCUGUCCAUUCGCCGGCGCCGUCUCACCGCUCACUAGCGCCGUCUGGCCAUUCGCCGGCGCCGUCUGCCCGCUCACUUGUGCCGUCUGUCCAUUCGCCGGCGCCGUCUCACCGCUCACUUGUGCCAUCUGUCCAUUCGCCGGCGCCGUCUGCCCGCUCACUAGUGCCGUCUGUCCAUUCGCCGGCGCCGUCUGCCCGCUCACUAGUGCCGUCUGUCCAUUCGCCGGUGCCGUCUGCCCGCUCACUAGUGCCGUCUGUCCAUUCGCCGGCACCGUCUACCCGCUCAUGAGUGCCGUCUACCCGCUUGCGCUGCCACUCGCCCGCCCGCUCGCUCGAGCCAUCACCAGCUCGCUCGCCCCUUUGCUGACGCCGCCGCUCGCCCGCCUGCCCGCUCGCUCGUGCCGUUGCCCGCUCGCUCGCUCGCUAGUGCCGUUGCCCGCUCGCUCGCUCGCUCGCUCACGCCAUCACACGCUCGCCCACGAGCGCCGUCACCCGCUAAGACCAUCACCCGCUUGCCCACUAGUUCACUCGUGCCAUUACCUGCCUGUUAGCGCCGUCAGCUACCCGCCCACCCGUCCAUACCACCAAGAGAUCUGCACAAGCAAGGCUGACGGACCAAGCAAGCAAGCAAGCAAUCAAAAACACUGGCCCGCUGGCUGUCGGACUGACUGACCGACUGAUCGAGCAACCAACCAUCGUGAGGCUUCGGAAGACCAUCCAGUGAUGUGUGGAGGCUCCCGGCCUGUGGCUUUGUGCGGCGUUUUAAUUUAAUGUCACAGCUGUGCGUUUUAAUUUUCCGCGUUGCUCAUGCUGCUGCUAAGCCACGCGCUUGCGCUGCGUCCGAUGCCUUACGUCAACGUUGCCCCCCUUCCCCCCCUUCCCCCCCUUCCCCCCAUCGGAAUCCGAUGAGCUAUGAAGCUCUUUUUCGCAAAUAUCCAGUAGGGGCACGGGGUAAGAACGUUGCAACAACAAACAUAACGCAAACACACGAUAGUAGUGCAGAGUACUAGAAAGGUAAACAAAUCACUCAACACACAGAUACAAACAACCAUCCCCAUCCUACCAGGCAAAGCCCACUGAAGGUAUUCACUUAUUGUUUAGAGGCGACCUGGCUACGACAGAUGAUAGCUCAACAUAGUGGCUCCGUCAUUCGGACAAAUGAAUCUAAUAAAAAGUUAACGGCAUCAUCAUCAUCGCCACCCUGAUGAGGUUGAUCGGUGCCAGCGACAGUGCAAUCUCGCAAUCUCGCAAUCUCGCAGUCUCGCAAUCGCCACCUGUUUUGUCUUUGAUUAUCAGGUGUGAUUACAUUAAAAAAAAAAUUCCCAAGGAGAUCUGGGAAGUAUAUUAUAUGGAAUGUUAUUGACAUUUAAGAUUUAUAUCACGAAAUAAUGAGUCAGGCAGCUCUCGCUUCCCUCCCCUACAUCUGUCUUUCCAUGCAAAACACAAAAAACAAAAAAAUAAAUAACAUCCAAUCAGCAACACGCGUAGCCCCUGGGAGUGCAGCAUCCUACCAUCGGCAGCAUUGGCUCAACGAAAGCAGAAAUCUGUACCGGUUUCGGCUUUCGGUGUCUCAUCGGCACACGCAGGCUUGCUUGAGCCGUGCACCGUUGUAGCACGGAACGCUCUCCAUUACAACGCGGAACGCUCUCCAUUACAACGCGGAACGCUCUCCGUUACAACGCGGAAUGUUCUCCAUUACAACGUGGAACGCUCUCCGUUAUAACGCGGAAUGUUCUCCAUUACAACGUGAAACGCUCUCCGUUAUAACGCGGAAUGUUCUCCAUUACAACGUGGAACGCUCUCCCUUACAAUGUGGAACGCUCUCCCUUACAACGUGGAACGCUCUCCCUUAUAACGCGGAACGCUCUCCCUUAUAACGCGGAACGCUCUCCGUUAUAACGCGGAAUGUUCUCCAUUACAACGUGGAACGCUCUCCCUUACAAUGUGGAACGCUCUCCCUUAUAACGUGGAACACUGUCCUUUACAACGUGGAACGCUCUCCGAUACAACGCGGAAUGUUCUCCGUUAUAGCACGGAACGCUCUCCGUUACAACGCGGAACGCUCUCCAUUAUAGCACGGAACGCUGUCCGAUACAACGUGGAACGCUGUCCGAUACAACGUGGAACGCUCGCCGUGUUGGCCUUCAGGACGCCAGUGGGGUUUUUUUUCUUCCUCUCCGUGUCCAUGUGGUGAGGAAUUGAAUGAAGCAUAAACCUGUUGGUCGGGCCUC